This is a messenger RNA of Saccostrea cuccullata (small rock oyster), 1089 nucleotides long. RefSeq lists its product as uncharacterized. The record is from RefSeq and is a predicted model, not a curated record. Lineage: Eukaryota; Metazoa; Mollusca; Bivalvia; Ostreida; Ostreidae. The transcript has 4 exons. Bases 1 to 1089 code for a protein of 362 amino acids.
AUGUCACGUGAAUGCAACCCCCGGGAUAUCAUAUACCCAGUUGCAGAAGCCAUGUACGGUUCACAAAUCAUCUUUGCAAUUUUUGCACUCGUGGUUCAAAAGUCUUCCCCCUUACCUAUAGAAAGAGGAGUGAAAUUGUGUUAUUUACCAUGUAGAGAAGUCCGUGUGAAUGCUAGUGAAAUUCGCGAAGUGUUUGUCAGUAAUUGUGGACUGACCAAAGUCACGAUCCUGGGAGAUCCGCGAACUGUCAAGGUCCGGGACUCUAGAGGACCAUGUGCAGAGGAAUUGACAUUGACAACAACAUCGUCUAGCACCACAGCAAAGUUGACAACAACGUCCUCUAGCACCACAGCAAAGUCGACAACAACAUCAUCUAGCACCACAUCCAUGUUGACAACAAUGCCCUCUAGCACCACAUCAGCGUCGACAACAACGCCCUCUAGCACCACAGCAAAGUCGACAACAACUCCCUCUAGCACCACAGCAAAGUCGACAACAACGCCCUCUAGCACCACAGCAAAGUCGACAACAGCAUCGUCUAGCAGCACAUCCAUGCUGACAACAAUGCCCUCUAGCACCACAUCAGCGUCGACAACAACGCCCUCUAGCACCACAGCAAAGUCGACAACAACGCCCUCUAGCACCACAGUGAAGUCGACAACAACGCCCUCUAGCACCACAGUGAAGUCGACAACAACGCCCUCUAGCAUCACAUCUCAUGAAUCAAAAUUUGAUGUCUUGAAGAGGUUGAUUAUCAACUUCAAAGAGGAUGACGGAGAGACGCUAUCAGAUAAAGCCUGGGGAUUUUUAGCAUGGGCCAUAGCCACUACUCUGGCUGUAGGAUUGAUUGUGCUAAAAAAAUGGCUUAAGCAUUUCCUACAAAAGCACUCUGAUACUCCUCCAAGCACUCAACCCUCCACCGAAACCCCUACAUGUACCAACCCUAACCACAGCCAAAUCCCUUUGAUUCAGCACACCCCUGAUUCACAGGCUACGACACCUUCACCGAUUUCAGAAUGCAGCAUUACAGUGGAACCAGUUGCCUCUAGAACCAGAAUGAAGUGUACAAGGGAGUUAAAAUUAUUCUAA